Molecule: messenger RNA, 1116 nt
Organism: Tricharina praecox
Lineage: Eukaryota; Fungi; Ascomycota; Pezizomycetes; Pezizales; Pyronemataceae
Product: transcriptional regulator of RNA polII, SAGA, subunit-domain-containing protein
Exons: 4
Coding region: 1-1116 (371 amino acids)
Biological process (GO): regulation of transcription by RNA polymerase II
Cellular component (GO): SAGA complex
Molecular function (GO): transcription coactivator activity
Source: RefSeq, a predicted model, not a curated record
AUGUCGUCGGCAUCCUCGAAAGCGGCAAUCAACGGCUCGUCGCCAUCGCCCACCACCGCGACGUCGAACUCACAGAAGAUGGCUCCGCCGAGUGUCGCGCCGCGACUCGAGAUCCAGCCACAUCAUGAGGCGCUCAAGGGCGCGCUUACGAAGGAGAAUUGGAUGACGUACACCGAGGCCUUGAAUAAAUUCCUCCGAGGCAGACUGAGCGACCAGGAAUUACUCGAGGAUAUAGGACCGUUUAUCAAAGGACCCAAGAUCCGGCUACAUAAUAGCCUACUGAUGGCUCUAAUCUCGAAUAUUACUAGGGAUGCUCCGCAGGUCGAUGUGGCCACUUGGGUUUCGGCGAGUGAUAAGCCGAGCUCCGUGACGAAGUUGCCGGCUGGUGAUAUCAAUGAGCGGCGGCUGAAGAAGGAGAUCAUGGCGAUCUCGGCAAGGGAGAGGAAAAGGAUUAAGGAGGUGCCGGAGAAGAAUGAGAAUAUCGAGGAUAUGCUCGGUAAUGCGCUCAUGGAAUAUCAUACGGCCAAGCAGGUCAAGCCGCCCGAUCCUCCUCCACGUAGCGCCACAAUCAAUAAGACCAAUUGGGAAUCCGAAAUUAAACAGCGCUACAUGCUCCCGCUCGCCAGUGAAACCGGCGAGUUUCCUGACGUGGACAACAUCCGUCUCCGCAUGCUCCCUAUCUGCUACGAGGAGGGAAUUCCCGGCGGCUGCUCAGUGGAAACCGCAAACUUCAUGAACGUCGCCGCCGAAACGUUCGUUAAAGAAAUACUCACAACCAUCAUCGGCCGCGUGCGCUCCAACGGGCCAAUCUACGUGCAGACAGAUGCGUACCGCAAACUAGCACCCAAGGGCCGCUGGGUCCCACGCCAGGAACGCCCACUUCUGGGAAUGCAUGAUGUGAGGUUGAGCUUGACGCUCGGUGAUAACUUGCUCACGCAGAUGCCCACGAGUAUGAAGAAGAUUAUGGCUGGAGGGUGGUACGAGAGGGAUUACGAGGUAGAUACGGCGUUGCAAUUUGAGGAUACAGUUGAUGUCGGCGAGUGGCAGGGCGGCGCUCCCGAGGAUAGAAAAGAGCUGAAGGGUCUAUUGGACGAUUGUCUGGCGUUAGGGACUUAG